Messenger RNA from Anopheles funestus (African malaria mosquito), 4582 nucleotides. RefSeq lists its product as uncharacterized. Gene Ontology annotation, cellular component: nucleus. The record is from RefSeq and is a predicted model, not a curated record. Gene Ontology annotation, biological process: cell fate specification; positive regulation of DNA-templated transcription; regulation of transcription by RNA polymerase II. The coding region runs from base 1908 to 4259 and encodes 783 amino acids. Gene Ontology annotation, molecular function: RNA polymerase II cis-regulatory region sequence-specific DNA binding; DNA-binding transcription factor activity, RNA polymerase II-specific. The transcript is spliced from 7 exons. NCBI's taxonomy places the organism in Eukaryota, Metazoa, Arthropoda, Insecta, Diptera, Culicidae.
UUAACCAGUUCCAAUGGGUCAUAAUAUCUGAGAUAAGGGCACUGCGUUCCAGAACAGAAGAACUUGAUAUAUCUGUAAACGGACACUUACAAAUAUCAAUAGAUGAGUAUCUUAGUGACUUUGCUGAUCGUGCGAGUGUGACACAUUCCCAAAUCAAUGGAAAAGUUAAGAUUUUUUUCUUUGUGGCAACACAACCUCUAGAAGACUUUGGCUUGCCAUUUCUGGCUUUUGUUGAUAUUGCUUUUCCUGUAGCUAUAUGAUCAAGUUCUAUCGCACAGAGUCAUGAUCCGUUUUGUGAUUUGAUCUGCUUGGGUCUUACCGUUUAAAAAGGAAAAGUUUGAAUAAUCAAUGAUCUCCAAUUCAAUAUUAGAUGAUAACACUUUUCGUUCUAAAAAAGUAUCUCUUCUUAAUAAACCACAAGCUCACCAACACUGUGUGUCACUUCUCGAUGUAUUCACUUUCACUUCGAGAUCACGAUAUUCUCACGCAUCUCCUUCCCCUUUUAACAUUCACCGAAAAUCACAUACCGACUCUAUGAUGUUCUCAUUCUGUCUAACCGAUUUUCACGCAGCAUCCCUACACAACGACGAUCGCUAGAGCUAUCCCUUUUCUACUUCAGCCUUGCUAUUGCUAUCACCGACAAAGCAACGAUCCAACGGUUGGUGGAAAAUUCAGAAUACAAACAUACGUACAAACACACAUAAACACACGUAUAUAGAAGUUUUCGAGAUGUGUGGGAACGGUCGAAACACGGUGUAAUCCCAAACCAGAAUCCCAGUACGCCACCGUACGAACGCGAGGAAAAACGCGCACACGAAACCGAGCGCGCGCGCGAAACGAACACACUUUUCCGAGUCCGACGAGAACGGCCAAACGGUUGCGAGCACCGCGCCCAAGGUAGCAGGACGGUUGUUAUAAUUUUAUUGUGCGAUUAUCAUUGGGCGCACUUGGUCAAAGUUUCCUGCGGUGCGGCGGUCAAUUUACACCGAUAAUCAACAACCCUGGUGCCUGGUGGGUCGCGGCAGGAAAAUUUUCCUGCUUGGUUGAAAGUUUAAUUAUUAUUAUUCUUCCUAACGAUCGACAAAAACGGAUGUGUGAACACCAAGUGUGCGUAAAAUGUUCCGCGAAGGUGCGGUGUGUGUUUAGCGCUCGUUUCGUAGCUUAGAGUCAGUGCACCGAGCUAGUUUCGUCGGAGAAAAGCAAUAAUUUACAACCCCCGAUAGUACACAUCGAAGCGAAAACGAAUUUUCACACGGUCGGUAGAGUAAUCGUUAUUGUCCUGCAGAUCGCUGUGAUCGUGCGCUGUGUAAUGGGGGAAUGGGAAACAUAAAAACGCUAUUGCUUAGGAUUUUACAUGCUUCGAUGGGAAGGAAAUUCUACUAAAACGUCUCGCGCCCUAUCUCCCUCUCUCUCUCCUCUUCUUUCGUUUUUGCCAACUUCCAUCCAACGCUUGCUACCGUUCCUGCCUAUGUUUUGCUGCAGCAGCAUGUGUGAAAUAAAGCCUGCUGCGACCUUUGUCUGUCGUUGCUGCAGUGACAGAAGAAGUGUGAUCUGAAGAAGUGCGAAUUGCCGUGCAGCGAACCCGGUGCCGAUUAGUGAAAAUUGGUGAAGGUGUGAAAAUUGCCCGCGGAAGAAAUCCGCCUCGACCGUCAGCCAUAUUACGUGGCGUUUGAUUUUCGUUUAACAACAAAUUAUUCUGUUUAAUUUAGUACGCGAGAGCGUUUCGCAUAGCGUAAAGUGGGAGUUUUUAACUUCUUUUAAGUGAAGUAAUUAAACUCGAUUUCAAACAAGAAAAAAGCAAAUCAGAUCGAUUCUGAAAGUGUGAAAGUGUUUGUUUAGUUUCGCAAAUUACAAUAAAAGGAUAAAUUCAAUAGUUCCAACUUCGUUACAACACACUGCUGCUUGUCAUGAUGCAUCAUCUUGAUUUUUCCAACGGUCACCGACACGGCGACGGCACGCUUGGAAUGUCAGGUGGAUCUGCAGGAGCAACCAUGCUGCACGAAUCGUUCUCUAGCCUUGUUGGCAACGUACCGUCGGCUGUGGAUUUAAAUGGGACAGACUUUCUACAUCAUUACAACCCGGCGGCAGUGGACUAUUGGAGCCCAGUGUCCUAUAAAAAUGGUACCAAUCCUAUGAAAGCGAUGGAAGCUUGCCUCCAGAAUGCCAACAAAGGUCAAUACAAUCCGCUGGAACAGGUCGAGCAGCUCAGCAUUAGCUGUGACAGCGAAUCCCAAACUUCGCCACUCCAACAAACGGGUGUCCACAGUCUACAGCAGACAGCCAGCAACGGCAACAACCUCGCCCAUCAUCACCUUAACCACAGUGCCAACAACAACAACAACAACAAUAACAACAACAGCCUUAGUAGCAACAAAAAUCUUCACGAGUCGCGCGGUCAUGGCAAGACGCAUCGAAGUACGGACUCGCGCCAAAAGUCCCGAACCGGCCGACGUGGUGGUGGCGCUAGCUCGCAAGACUCUUCUUCUCCCGAGACGCACGAGGACACGCGCGUAGGUAUGGAAGAGGAUCUGGGUGAAUCUAGCAGAACGGAUGAAGAUGAGGAAGACGUUGGUGGUAGUGAUGAGGAUACGGGUGGUGGUGACGGUACUGGUAGAGGUUGUAGAAGAGAAUCUAUCAUACAAAAUGGCAGCAGACAGCAGCAGCAGCAGCAGCAACAAUCCUCCAAGCAGCUGGGAGCGCCCACAACGGCUACUUUCGCAAGCAAAAAAUCACCCGACGUGGAUAAACCUUAUCACUCGUCCCUGGCUUCGGUGGUGGUCGUACUGGAGGGGAAACACUUGUGGGACAAAUUUCAUGAGCAGGGCACGGAGAUGAUAGUCACCAAAGCCGGCCGGCGCAUGUUUCCGACCUUCCAGGUGAAGGUGGUCGGGCUGGAACUGGCCGCGGAGUACCUCAUGAUUAUGGACUUUGUGCCGCUCGAUGAUAAGCGCUAUCGAUACGCGUUUCACACCUCAAGCUGGGUCGUGGCCGGAAAGGCGGAUCCCAUCUCACCGCCACGCAUCAGCGUCCAUCCGGACUCCCCGGCGACCGGUGCUACCUGGAUGAAGCAAACAAUUUCCUUCGACAAACUGAAGCUCACCAACAAUCAGCUCGACGACAAUGGCCACAUCAUUCUCAACUCGAUGCAUCGCUACCAGCCCCGGCUACACGUUUGCUACUUUACGCGGAACGGCGUCAAGGACGAAAAGGAUACCCUGACACAUCGUACGUUCGUCUUUCCGGAAACGUCAUUCACGGCCGUCACCGCCUACCAAAACCAGCGGGUAACGCAGCUUAAAAUCGUCAGCAAUCCCUUCGCCAAGGGUUUCCGGGACAACGAAACGAACGAGGAAUCUCAGGAGCGAUCGGCACCGACCAUAAGCGAUCGGUUAAAAAAUGAACGCAACUCCAGCUACAAAAAGGAUAGCGAAAUGGCGACAAUUUCUACGGGCACCACGUCCUCCUCCUCACCGCGGAUAACUUCCUCCUCCAGCACCACACCCUCCACCGUGACACCCGCUGCCCUGGCGCUACAUCAAUCCGCACACCAUCAACCCUCGCUGCACCACCUUCAGCAUCAUCUGCAGCAUCUUCACCAACCGCCCGGCGCUAAUCCCGUCGAUGGUACCACAGCGACAGCCGACGGCCAUCAUCAUCACCAUCAUCAUCAGGCACAUCUACAGCAGCAGCAGCAGCAGCAGCCGCAGCCACCUCAGCAUCACCUCAACGGCACUGCCGGUGGAUUGACUUCCCUCGUACCGGGACACCAUUCGCCCUUAAACUCACCUGCACCUUCGUCCGGUGGUGGAUCUUCCCUCUCGCCCUACGGUCUAUCACCGCAUGGUACGGGUUCGGGUGGUACUCCAACCACGAGCUCUUCCGUCGGUUCCGGGAGCAAUAUGCUUGCCCAACCGUACGCUUCCGAUGCGAGUGGAUUCGGUCCGAUCUAUCACCAUCAUCAUCAUCACCACCAUCACAACCCAUUGGCGGGUGGACCUACCCCAUACAUGGGCCAUCCAUCGUUCGUGGACAAAUACAAACUGUCCGGUACGCCACCACCUCCACCACCACCACCACCGAACACACUCACACCACCCGGAACGACCUACACCGGGCACUAUCAGGGAUUCUAUACGGGCGCAAGUCAUCCUGGUGCCGGUAUGCUUUCCAGCGGACAUCAUACGAUGGCGCACGGUGCAAGAGCUACCGUUGCCUCGAUCGCAUGUCGGGAUCGGGCCGAUCACGGCUGGUAUCCUUAAACGCAUGCCACAUCAGCUGUAUAUAGGUAGGGUACGUAUAUGCGAAAGGUAUUACAGUGUCCAGUGUGCAUACGAAUUAACCAUCCUUAGUAUUGAAAAAAGAAAAUGUGAACAUUAUUUAUUAAGAAGGAGCGCAACACAAAACAAAACCAAUAAAAAAUGAAACGAUAUUUUAAGAAAUGGAGAAUACGAAUUAUUUGAAGAAUGAUUAAAAACUCCGAACAAUAUUUUAUGUAUUCUUGAUAAGGAUUAGACCUAGAAGGGUUUUGAGAUAAAAUGGUGAAGUUUACACCAGUUCUUGAUUUUUUUUAAAUUAAACUUGU